UUGCAAAUAAUGCUCUAAUGAAUAUUUAAUUCCACUUCCGUAUUUUCCUUUCAGAAUCAUCUGCUUUCACAGUUUUACGUGAAACGUCGAAUUAAGAAAAGCAGUGUUUCUCCAGAAAGUAUCGAGAGUAAGAUUAAAUUGUUAAUUUAAUUUUUCAUAUGAUAGGAAUGAAAACUGGUCUGUAAGUGAUUUCACCCAACUUCUAAAGAUUAUGAAUUGAUUUAUCGAACUUUCUCUCAGAUCAUUUGCACGUCAACCAGCUGUUUGAAAAUUAUCAUCAUAAAUUUGUUCACAUCAGACUCAGAUUCCACUUCGUUUUUAUUGUAAAAGUGGUACAAGUUCAAUUAGGGUCGGAAAUCUUAAUUUUGUUGUCAACAGGACAUUAAUAGUCUUUAGAGAACUUGCUUAGAAGUACAUUUGUUUCACGUCAAAAGCAAGCAAUUUUGUCAACUGAAAGCAAUUACCAUAUCUACUUAAUUGUAAGCCAUAAACUUUCCAUGUGCCGUCGCUAACAGUGACAAAUAUUGUUUCCUUAACUUACUAUUACUAAGUAAAAUUUCUUUUUACCCUAAAUACCCAAGUUUUGUUUUUAACGCGUUUCAAUUAUUCAGCUUUGAAUUUAAGUUCUUCGCUUGAUACCCUGAUAAUAUAACAUUAAUGUGACUCCAAAAAAAAAACGAAAUUGCCAUUGGUGACCCCAUGACAUUCAACGUAUUAAACGAAUGUUUGCUAACGUUUCUUCCUGUGUUUGCGGUCAAAACUCUGAUUGAGACUUCGGAUGUUCGAAGACGAAAGAUGAAAGCUAAAUAAGUGGAUAUACCAGAGAAGGUGCACUUGCACUUGCUACAAGUUCACGGUGAAGUUAAACCGCAAAUGAAAGUAGACAUUCCAACCGUGCAAUCGAACCAUCGAACCGGUCUAAAUCGAAAGAUCCUACGAAACAUGUUUUCCCGCAGACAUAGCGGGAGAUAGCGUUUCGUUUAUCCGGCAAUGGCGAACAUAAUUAAUUCCACGGCAACUCUAAUAAGUGACGUUUACGAUUACUACCUCUGGACGUUGUCUCUUGCCGAUGAAAGAACGAGAGGAUGGCUCCUGGUCGAUUCGCCGAAACCUACUUUUAUAUACACAAUGUUGUAUUUACUUAUUGUAUGGGCAGGACCAAAAAUAAUGAAAAAUCGAAAAGCUUUUAAACUUACGUGGGCGCUCGUACCUUAUAAUCUUGCGAUGGCUCUUCUUAACGCGUACAUCGCGAUUCAGUUAUUUGUAGCCUCCACCAGGUUACGUUACAGUUAUGUGUGUCAACCUAUAAGGCAUGUAACUCGUCCAGACGAAUUGCAAAUCGCUAAUGCUGUCUGGUGGUACUACUUCAGUAAACUUCUGGAGUUCUGUGAUACAUUUUUCUUCAUCCUACGAAAGAAGGAUAAUCAAUUAAGCUUCCUUCAUGUUUAUCACCACUCCACCAUGUUUUCAUUGUGGUGGAUCGGAAUUAAAUGGGUACCGAGCGGGUCCACCUUCUUACCAGCAAUGGUGAAUAGCUUUAUUCACGUCCUUAUGUACUCGUACUACGGUCUAGCAGCGUUAGGUCCUUCCGUUACUAAAUAUCUCUGGUGGAAGAAAUAUUUGACGAUUCUUCAAUUGAUACAAUUCACCACUGCCUUGAUCCUGGGUAUCAAUGGAAUUCGAUCAGGUUGCGACUUCCCGCUUUGGAUGCAAUACGCUCUUGUCAUUUAUAUGGUCUCCUUCAUUGUUUUAUUCGGCAACUUCUAUGCCAAAGCGUAUAUCGCAAAGGGUAAAAAAGCGUACGCGGAAAGACAAUUAGAAAAAAUGAAAGCAGCCGCUCAAUUGAAAACGGAACUUACCGACGGAGCUGUGCGCAACGGAAAUGUUACAAAUGGACAUGCUAACGGAUACGCGAACGGUGUAUCCAAAAAGACUCAAUAAAAAGACAUAUUCCUAAAUUCUUUAUUAAAAUAUUAACGUCGCUCGAAUUGCAAGCUGUAUAAUUGUAAGGGAGAAAGCAAAGUCUUAUUUUUAAUCGGUAAGAUGUCCUGGAACCGGAAUUCAUUUGACUAAAGUUUUUAGUUCUUGCAAAUCGCUACGUUCACGAUAGGCGACGCUUUGUACGAUGUACCCGCCAAGUCAUAUUUACUCGUAAACCGAUAUUUCCUUGAAUUGUCGUACACUUAAAUGCAACAUUGGCUUCCUUUGAUUAAAGACCAGCGUAGGAAGAACUUCCCACCGUUUAAAGACAAAUGGUGGGUGGUUACUUUCUCUACGAUUACACUCCUAAUCAAGAAAAGCCUACAUUGCACCUACAUGUACAUACGACUUCAAACUUACCGGCCUGCAAUUUUUUUAACCCUUAGACCAGUAGCACAAAGUUCAACGGAUCGCUGGUCUGAGGUAUUGUAAAUAGAAAAUAGUCGAGUAUGUUAGCAGUUUAGUCGUUAGUAGGCGAAUUGUACAAGAUCCAAUGGAGUCGAGUACGAUAAUAUUGCAUAAGCGUGAAGUAAGCGAUCUUUUUGUGACCGACGAUUGAACUCUGCCUUGUAAAGAAAACAAAGAAAUAAUAAAACUAAUCGUCGACUCGGGAA
Molecule: messenger RNA, 2594 nt
Organism: Osmia bicornis bicornis
Lineage: Eukaryota; Metazoa; Arthropoda; Insecta; Hymenoptera; Megachilidae
Product: elongation of very long chain fatty acids protein 4-like
Exons: 7
Coding region: 991-1941 (316 amino acids)
Biological process (GO): fatty acid elongation, monounsaturated fatty acid; sphingolipid biosynthetic process; fatty acid elongation, saturated fatty acid
Cellular component (GO): endoplasmic reticulum membrane
Molecular function (GO): fatty acid elongase activity
Source: RefSeq, a predicted model, not a curated record